Molecule: messenger RNA, 1293 nt
Organism: Rotaria sordida
Lineage: Eukaryota; Metazoa; Rotifera; Eurotatoria; Philodinida; Philodinidae
Source: the annotation of a GenBank genome assembly
AUGUGUGUAAAUGUAUCUAAAUUGUUGAAUUCAACAAUAUUUAAUUAUAAUUAUCUUCAUCGAAUAAAAUAUUAUCAAUUUCCAUGUGUUGAAAAUCUGAAAUUAAAAUGUUUUUAUGAUGAAAAACAUAUGUGUAUUUGUGAUAAAAAUCGAUAUUCAAAUUGUUUUGAUUAUAAUCAUAAUAUGAUUUAUAAUUGUCGAGGAUAUAAUUAUUGUCAAAAUAAUGGAAGAUGUUUUCAAGAUAAUGCAACUUGUCCAACAACAACGAUGUGUAUGUGUGAAAAAUGUUAUUAUGGAAAUAAAUGUCAAUUUAAUACAAAAGGUUUUAGUUUAUCACUUGAUGCAAUAUUUGGUUAUCAUAUUAAACCAUUUAUAUCAUUUUUUAAACAAUCAAAAUCAGUUAAAAUAACGGCAACAUUAACGUUUAUUAUGUUUAUAAUUGGUGUUAUUAGUGGACUAUUAUCAAUAUUAAUUUUUCGAAAAAAAUCUUCAAUGAUAGUUGGUUGUGGAAUUUAUCUUUUAGCAACAUCAAUUACAUCAUUAUUAACAAUCAUUAUUUUUACAAUAAAAUAUUGGCAACUUAUUUUUUUUCAAAUGAAUCUUAUAACAAAUCGUUCAUUUCUUUAUAUGAAUUGUUUAUUAAUUGAUAUGUUAUUAAAAUUUUUUCUUAGUUCAGUUGAUUGGUUAAAUGAAUGUGUUGCUAUUGAACGAGCAAUUACUAGUCUUCAAGGAAUUAAAUUUAAUAAAUUAAAAAGUCGAUAUAUAGCUAAACGUGUUAUACCAAUAAUAUUCUCUUUAACAAUUCUUACUUAUAUUCAUGAUCCAAUAUCUCGUCAAUUAUUUGAUGAUGAAGAUGAACAACGAACAUGGUGUAUUGUUAAGUAUUCAUUUCGAUUGAAAAUAUUUGAUAGAUUUAUUAAUCUAUUUCAUUUUUUAACACCAUUUAUAAUUAAUUUUCUAUCUAGUUUGAUUAUCAUUAUUAAAGUAUUUAGAACUCGAACAAAAACUCAAAAGAAAGUAAAAAAUACAACUCUUUUUUAUGUUCAAAUCAAACGACACAAACAUCUUAUUAUUGCACCAUGUAUUUUAAUUCUAUUAGCUUUACCUCGUUUAAUAAUAUCAUUCUUAUCAAAAUGUAUGGAAUCAACUCGUGAUCCAUGGCUUUUUCUUAGUGGUUAUUAUAUUUCAUUUAUUCCAUCAUUACUUAUCUUUGUAGUAUUUGUAUUACCUUCAAAAAAAUAUAAAGAGGAAUUUCUUAUUCUUAUAAGAAAAAAACCUCGUACGACGCAAUAG